Messenger RNA from Odobenus rosmarus divergens (Pacific walrus), 3250 nucleotides. RefSeq names its product nuclear receptor subfamily 2, group E, member 1 (gene NR2E1). Bases 765 to 1922 code for a protein of 385 amino acids. Gene Ontology annotation, molecular function: RNA polymerase II cis-regulatory region sequence-specific DNA binding; nuclear receptor activity; zinc ion binding. The record is from RefSeq and is a predicted model, not a curated record. The transcript is spliced from 9 exons. Gene Ontology annotation, biological process: cell differentiation; anatomical structure development; negative regulation of transcription by RNA polymerase II. NCBI's taxonomy places the organism in Eukaryota, Metazoa, Chordata, Mammalia, Carnivora, Odobenidae.
AGGGACGCCCUAUUCCCCUCCCCGCGGCUGCCUGUCAGAGCGCUUCUGGAGAUAUUACUGGGGACCCAGCCCGCAGCGACAAGCACAAAGUCACGGGGUAAUGAACUUCGGGGACCCUUUGCCGCUCUGUGCGCGGCUUUCCCCGGAAACUGGGAGCUGGCCGCCUGUUCCCUCGGAAGACUUCCCGGCAAUCUAGUUUCCCACUCGGCUCUCAGGUUUGGGCCGCGCGGAGCCCAUCUGCCCGAGACCGCGGUUGUGUUUUCCUUCUUUCCUUAAAAGAGCAGCGGUCUGUAGAGAUCUGGCCACACUCCGCAUGCCAAAUGUAGAAGGAGAAAUUGAAGACUGAGAGACAGGAAUGGGGAAAGAGAGGGAUUUUGUCCUUUUUGCUCCAUAGGAAGACCAUUUUCGUGUCUCCAUCUCUGUCCUUCACUAUUCCUCUCUUGCUGUCCUCUUCCCUUCUUCCUCGAUCCGCCUGUCCUCUCUCCGUUUGUCUGUCCAUGCGUGUGUCCGUACCAAGCAACAUUCCCAGCAGCUGCGGUUUUGCAAGAGCGGGGGAGAAACUUGAGGAUGCUUGAAUUCCCACCGUGGAACGAAUUCUGAGCGCCCGGGGAGCAGCGCAGCGCGCAACCGACACCCACCUGUCCGGCCCGGGAGCCUGCAGCCUGGAGGGCGGCUGGAGAGCGGCGGCGCCCGGCGGCGAGGCGGGCGCUGCCGGCCGGGACUCGGGCAGCGCCCACCAACCGCUCCGGCCCGGGACAGCCAGCAUGAGCAAGCCGGCCGGAUCAACAAGCCGUAUUUUAGAUAUCCCCUGUAAAGUGUGUGGCGACCGCAGCUCGGGGAAACACUACGGGGUCUACGCCUGCGACGGCUGCUCGGGGUUUUUCAAACGGAGUAUCCGAAGGAAUAGGACGUAUGUCUGCAAAUCUGGAAACCAGGGAGGCUGCCCGGUGGACAAGACGCACAGAAACCAGUGCAGGGCGUGUCGGCUGAAGAAGUGUUUGGAAGUGAACAUGAACAAAGAUGCCGUGCAGCACGAGCGGGGGCCCCGGACGUCCACCAUUCGCAAGCAGGUGGCCCUCUACUUCCGCGGACAUAAGGAAGAGAAUGGGGCGGCUGCGCACUUCCCCUCGGCCGCGCUCCCCGCGCCGGCGUUCUUCACCGCCGUCACGCAGCUCGAGCCCCACGGCUUGGAGCUGGCCGCUGUGUCCGCCACCCCGGAGCGGCAGACUCUCGUGAGCCUGGCUCAGCCCACGCCCAAGUACCCCCAUGAAGUGAAUGGGACCCCAAUGUAUCUGUAUGAAGUGGCCACAGAGUCCGUGUGUGAAUCAGCUGCCAGGCUUCUGUUUAUGAGCAUCAAGUGGGCUAAGAGUGUACCAGCUUUCUCCACACUAUCUUUGCAGGACCAGCUGAUGCUUUUGGAAGAUGCUUGGAGAGAACUGUUUGUUCUAGGAAUAGCACAAUGGGCCAUUCCGGUUGAUGCUAACACUCUACUGGCUGUAUCUGGCAUGAACGGUGACAACACAGAUUCCCAGAAGCUGAACAAGAUCAUAUCUGAAAUACAAGCUUUACAAGAGGUGGUGGCCCGAUUUAGACAACUCCGGUUAGAUGCUACCGAAUUUGCCUGUCUGAAAUGCAUCGUCACUUUCAAAGCUGUUCCUACACACAGUGGUUCUGAGCUGAGAAGUUUCCGGAAUGCUGCCGCCAUCGCAGCCCUUCAAGAUGAGGCCCAGCUAACUCUCAACAGCUACAUCCAUACCAGAUAUCCCACGCAACCCUGUCGCUUUGGAAAACUCCUGUUGCUUUUGCCAGCUUUACGAUCUAUUAGUCCAUCAACCAUAGAAGAAGUGUUUUUCAAAAAAACCAUUGGCAACGUGCCAAUUACAAGACUGCUUUCAGAUAUGUACAAAUCCAGUGAUAUCUAAGCUCCGAGUCCCUGCUUUUCAGGAUGGGACAGUAUCUGAUGAACUUCGACCCACAGAGAACAAGCCUCAACUAACAAACCCUUCAAGGAAGCAUAAACCUGGGAAUGUGUAGCCUUCAGAAAAACAUGCCAAUGGACACAAAACAGUUCCAGUUGCUUUGACCUGCUGCCUCCCCCAGGGUGGGGCAGCAGGGAAGGAAAGGGGGCAUCACAGGACCACCCGAACAGAGAGAACUCCCUGCUGCCACGCCCUGGGAGGGGGGCCCCUGAUUCAGGGGUUGCCGCAGGCCGUGCCAUUCUGCCUCCUACCUGGAAGAUCGGGCUGAACUCUCAAAAGCUGAACCAUCAGUAGAACUUUCUUUUCCUUUUUAGCGUAUGAAGUUGGGUAACCAAAUAGAGCUCUGUGUAUAACAUCAUACGGCAGCCUUCAGAACUACUUUACGUUGGAGGAUUUAUUUUAAAAAAUAAUGGUUAGGUUUUAAAGCAAAAGUUUUAUCAAAAGUUUUUCUUCUAUCGUAAUACAUCAUGAAGUGGCCUUCAGGACGGAGUUAGUAAACGAAAGGUAGCUUAUGCCGUGAGACUUGCUUUUUCUCUUUCUCUCCUUUCUCUUUCUUUUGUUCUUCUCCUCCUCCUCCUCCUCAAUACCAUAGGCCAGGCAACCUUGUCCAAGGAACUGGUGGACGAAAAUGAGAUUCUCACCAGGACUUCAGGUUGGAUAACAUCUCAAAAAUAGAAGAGCUUUACUGAAAGAACACAAGUUGAGGGAGGAUGAAUAAAAACAGCAAAACCAAAUAAAGUGGAGGUGAAGGAUGAGGCAGAUUGCUGUCCCGUUAACAAAGUGCUGAAACCAAAGGCGAUGGGGGUCCAAACUCGUGUUUCAGCGAGUCACACCAGAGUAAACGAACAGAGACAUGAUGUCAGAAGGAACCACAGGGAGAUGAAGGCUAAAAUGUUUCUUGAUUGAUCCAUUGCUAACAGCCUGAGACUCUUCAAUGCCUUUCAGAAAACCGGUUUCUAGUAAAGCCUUGAACGCGCGCAUGCACACACACACACACACACACACACACACACACACACCGUCCUACACUAUAAGCUGCUCCUUUGGUAUGAAUCUAUACUUAUGGAAAUGUAGAAACAACCAUUUUAAAAUAGCUGCUGUACUUUUCCCAUUUUGAUUUAUUAGGUACUAGCACUGAGGAAAAAUAUUCAGCACUUGGACUAUCAUAGGAUGAGUAAAACUUUUCUUGUACAAAGUGAAUUAACUGAUUUGUGAAGUUAAAAGGUUGUACUCAUUGUAUUUACAAAGAAUAAAAAUAUAUUGGAUUUAAA